GCAGGCGGAAAUGGAAAAGACGAGGUGAAAGUCAAACUGCAAUCAAUGAGAAGAAUAUUCCAUUUUGCUCUCCCGCACCGACCGCAUUGGCCGCGGCACUUGAGCGCGCGCGCACACACACUCACACACACUCCUCAUUCAGACACGGCGAUGCAUUCCGACGCUACGGACCACUCCUCGCUUGAGUCGACACGGUUUUAGGAUGGUGCAAAAAUCCCUCAACGGUGGCGUUUACCCAACUCAAGCCGGCGAGAGGAAGCACAAAGUCGGCUUCGUGGGUCUGGAGCCAGGGGGUCCCGAAUCAAGCCGGGACGGGACGCUGCUCAUCGCGGGCGCGGAGAGCAGCACCAAGCGGGGCAGCGGCAUCCUUUGUAGACCCAGAGGCAGCAUCUCAGCCGGGGGGAGAUCCAGAACCCCCAAGAAGAAUGCCAGUUAUCGCAAGCUGCAGAAUUUCCUCUACACUGCGCUGGAAAGACCGCGGGGAUGGGCGUUCAUCUACCACGCUUAUGUUUUCCUCCUGGUCUUUUCCUGUCUCAUUCUCUCAGUUUUUGCCACCAUUAGAGAGUUCAAAAAUAGCUCAGAGAGUGCCUUGUACAUCCUGGAAAUUGUGACCAUCGUGGUGUUUGGAGUGGAGUACAUUGUGCGGAUAUGGGCUGCUGGCUGCUGCUGUCGAUACAGAGGAUGGAGAGGGAGGCUCAAAUUUGCCAGGAAGCCUUUCUGUGUCAUAGACAUGAUGGUCCUGGUCGCAUCAGUGUCGGUGCUGGCAGCUGGAUCGCAAGGCAAUGUUUUUGCCACAUCGGCCAUCAGGAGUCUGAGGUUCUUACAGAUCCUUCGCAUGCUGCGUAUGGACCGUCGUGGGGGAACUUGGAAGCUACUUGGAUCAGUCGUGUACGCCCACAGCAAGGAGCUCAUCACAGCGUGGUACAUCGGAUUCCUGUGUCUCAUUUUGGCUUCAUUCCUGGUCUACUCGGUGGAGAAGGAGUCCAACAAAGAGUUUGAGACCUAUGCAGAUGCCCUUUGGUGGGGACUGAUAACUCUUACCACCAUUGGCUAUGGAGAUAAAGUUCCAAAGACUUGGAAUGGGCGCUUACUGGCGGCCACCUUCAGUAUGAUUGGUGUGGCCUUCUUUGCGCUUCCUGCUGGCAUCCUUGGUUCUGGUUUUGCCCUCAAAGUCCAAGAGCAGCACAGGCAGAAACAUUUUGAAAAGAGACGCAAUCCUGCUGCAAGCCUCAUCCAGGCUGCAUGGAGGUUUUAUGCAACCAACCUUUCCCGCACAGAUCUGAUAUCCACUUGGGAUUUUUAUGAGCAGACUGUAGCAACCCCGAUGUACAGAUUAAUCCCGCCGUUGAAUCAACUGGAUCUGCUGAGGAAUCUAAAAGGAAGGUCUUUCAGGAAGGAGUCUCAAACAGAAACCUCUCCCAGUAAUGAGAAUGCACACAAAGACAGACUUUGUGGUUGCUGUCCAAGAACUUUUAGUCGGAAGGCGAGCCUAAAGGACAAGAUGUUCCCCAGUCCUUCCAAAGCUCCAUUGGCCAAAGGGAAAGACCAGUCUCCUGGGCCAGAAGAUGGCGCGGAGGCGAGCCCCAGCAAAGUCGCUAAGAGCUGGAGCUUUACGGAGAAGAACCGAGGGCCCAGGCAUUCUCUCAGAGUCCGAGGCAGCACCUCGCGCCAAAACUCAGAGGAGUCAAGCUUUCCAGGAGAGGACAUUGGCGACGACAAGAGUUGUCACUGUGAGUUUCUCGCUCAAGAAUUGCCACCAGGGUUAAGGGCUGCAAUACGAGCAAUAUGCAUCAUGACCUUUCUGGUGUCAAAGAGAAGAUUCAAAGAGAGCCUACGGCCGUACGAUGUUAUGGAUGUGAUCGAGCAGUACUCUGCAGGUCACUUGGACAUGUUGACCCGAAUCAAGAACCUACAAUCCAGGAUAGAUAUGGUUGUUGGGGCCCCUCCCCCAUCAACACCUCGCCAUAAGAAGUCCACUGAAAGUCCUAGAGUUGACCAAAUAGUGGGAAAAGGUUCAAAAGGUGAGGCAGAGGCUGCGGAGGACACAAGCAUGAUGGGACGUCUGGUUAAAGUUGAGAAACAGGUGGUCUGCAUGGACAGAAAGCUGGAUUUUCUGGUCCAUGUAUAUAUUCAGCGCAUGGGCAUCCCUCGCUCUGAGACAGAGGCCUUUUUUAACUCCAAAGAACCAUAUCCGGCGCCACCUUACCACAGCCCAGUGGAGAGCAAGCAGAAGGACGAAAUGGUCAAGGAGGAACGGGAGAUGGACUUCUUGUGCACUGAAGGGUCUUUAGAGCAGAAAGAGCCUUUGUCGGAUGCGCAUGUGUCGGGAUCAGCGGCUUCCCCGUCUGGUAGUCACAGUCGCCCUUCUACCUCGUGGCAGCAUCAGCUGCAGCACCCUGUCAGCCAGCCGGCCUGGAACAGCAGCGUGGCCAAUACCCCUUCGCCCGUCGGCGGCAGCGAUUCCCCUCGACUGUUCCGCCUUCCCCCUCCGCCCGCUCCACCCCACGACCGUUCAAGCCAAGAGAGCGGCUCCCUCAGCAGGAGACGUCACCGGAGGCCGAGGCGUCGUCCGCAGGACGCCACCAAUGCCGGGAGCGACACGUCCCUCUCCAUUCCGUCCGUGGACCACGAGGAGCUGGAGCGCUCCUUCAGUGGCUUUAGCAUCUCUCAGGCCAAAGAGGACUUUUUCGGGGCGUCUUUUUUCCCAGGCUCCGGUGGCGGCGGAGGAGGAGGGUCGACAGCAGGGACAGAAGCCGGAGCCCCAGCGCCACUCUGUGCCAAGUUGAGGCCAUUCCUCGCGGAAGGCGAAUCCGACACAGACUCGGACCUCUACGCUCCCUCGCCCUUGUCCUUCUCUGGCGAGGCCUCCUGUGGAGAGAAAGGAUGGCCCGGACUCAAGUAGCUUUGCCCACUACGGCCUGCUUGGCAAAGACGCCAAAAUGGUCAUGUGACCUAGAAGCCAAUGUUGCUUAUCAUUUUUAUUCAAUGAUUUUUGAUUCAAUGAUUUAAUACUGAACAUGGACACGAUUUGCCCUCAAAGCACUGUCUGGGAUGUAGUAGAACACAAUAAGCAAUGCUUUAAUACAGAGGUAUCAUACUCAGUUUUGUCACGGGCCACGUCAGAGAUAUGGUUUUGCUUGGAGAGCCAUUAUGACUGUGAACCCAUACAAGUGGAGAUCACAUAUCACAUUAGACACACAGGGCUGGACUGCCACCAAAGAAGGCACCGCACAUGUAACGUGCGGUGCUGCGAGCUGAGGUGGCAGCCACUAGCCAUGGACAGCUAGAUAAAGACUUCUAGAUUUUCACAGGUUCUUGUGUAAUUGGUAGCAAAAAGCAAGCUUGACCAUGCUUGACUUGAGAGGGAGCCAAGUAACCAAUUGACAUAUUAAAGAGGCGCCACCAUGUGGCGUGAUACCGUACUACCAUAAAUGACGAGGAUGCAGCACGCGUAUGUAAAGUUUACAUUGUAAACAUACACACUUGUGCACGUUCGUGAUUGACAAGUGAAGCUUCAUAAAGCACUUGUGAUAGUUUUUGACUCCUCUAGAUGGCACUCUUGGUUUAAAGAUGCCAUGGAAUUUUCAUACAUUUCCAUUGGACUCACCUUUAUAGUCAAACAAAGAGCACCAUCUUGAGGAGUCAAAAACGAUCAACGAUCAAGAGCUUCAUGAAGCUUCGUUUUCACAUCACGAGACUGCACUUGCAACCAUGACUGUGGAUUGUAUGAUAAACAUGAACUUCUCAGCCAUGUUCUUUGCUUACUA
Molecule: messenger RNA, 3767 nt
Organism: Hippocampus zosterae (dwarf seahorse)
Lineage: Eukaryota; Metazoa; Chordata; Actinopteri; Syngnathiformes; Syngnathidae
Gene: kcnq2a
Product: potassium voltage-gated channel, KQT-like subfamily, member 2a
Exons: 17
Coding region: 203-2902 (899 amino acids)
Biological process (GO): transmembrane transport; potassium ion transport
Cellular component (GO): membrane
Molecular function (GO): voltage-gated potassium channel activity
Source: RefSeq, a predicted model, not a curated record